Molecule: messenger RNA, 2273 nt
Organism: Heterotrigona itama
Lineage: Eukaryota; Metazoa; Arthropoda; Insecta; Hymenoptera; Apidae
Source: the annotation of a GenBank genome assembly
UGGCGGUGACGUGUAGGCAAGUUGGAAGAACGUCUGUGGUACGUUUCGCGUUACGGACGACGUAGUGAACGAGAAAUUCGUCGGGAAGCGAGCUCGAUGACCGUGCGAUCGGUCGCGUCGAGGCGACGCACGAUAGUAGCAGCAGCAACAGCAGCGAGGAAGCGCGCAAAAAUAUGGUCCCGCGAACGCCGAAGCCGGUCGCAGACACCGCCAACGACGCAGCCAACGACCAACACCCCUCGCGGAAGCCCAAGAGAGGAUCUUGGCUCGUCGUCGACUGUCUCCGCCGGCGACCGGGCGUCGUGCUGCUCCUGCUGCCGGCUGCCCUCCUCGCCAGCCUCUACGUCGUCUCUUUCGAGGAGGAUUACGACUUUGAGCCGCGGUAUCCGUCCUUCUUCAAAUCGUACAACGCCGCCGAUGGGACGAUGGAAGGUUAUCUAGUGUGGAACCCGAGGUGCCAGAUGCCGUCGAAGGAACCGAUCGACCCGUCGAUACGCACCUACGUGAAGAAGGAAAAGUUUGAAAAGUGCAGCUCCGAGUCGUCGUUCACCGCUCUCUCUCGGCGAGAAAACGGCACGGUGGUGCUGACGGUGGACCCGGCCGCGGCGGUUCGCCACCCGGGUCUUCGAUGCUGCUGGGCACCGGUCUACAGAGCCGAGAAACAACAGGAGAAACCGACCAAGGACAACAACGUGGACUCGUCGAUCGUGGUGAAACGAUGCGUGAGCUUCGAGGGUGAGGCGACGUUGCCGGACGACGAGGCGCAAGCCACCCUGGUCAGCUGCACCGACGACCACCGCCAUUCCCUAGGUAAACGACGCGGCAAGCCCAUCUACGAGAACGUCCACGCGAUCCCGAAUCCCGACAAGGUUCGCGAUCGGAUGCAACGGACGCAGUCGACGACGAGCACCACCUUCGACAACGCCACUCCUUCGAACGAAGCUCCUCUGUCCAGAAAGUUGAGCGUCCUGCUGCUCGGUAUCGACAGCGUCAGCCGAUUGAACUUUAUGCGCAGCGCGCCCCUCACCGACCGAUACCUGCACGAGACCGGCUGGAUUCGGUUCGACGGGUACAACAAGAUGGGCGACAACACGUUCCCCAACUUGAUGGCCAUCCUGACCGGGCAGAACGAGACGCAGGCCUACUCGCUCUGCAAACCCACCGUCCCGCACAUGCUCGACCGCUGCCCCUUCCUCUGGCGGAGCUUCCGCGAGGCGGGCUACGCGACCGCCUACGGCGAGGACGAGACCUCUCUCAACACGUUCAACUAUCUGAAGCUCGGCUUCGUCCAGCCGCCCACCGACUACUACCUCCGGCCGUACAUGCUCGCCUGCGAGAAGUUGCUCAAAGUGAAAAAGAGAUUCAGGCUCAAGUACUGCACCGGACCGGAGACCAGCUUCGACAGAAUUCUCGACUACGCGAUCGAGUUUGCGCGCGCGUUCCUCGGCCUGCCGUACUUUGGCUUCUUCUGGACGACCAGCGUCAGCCACGAGAACGCCAACGGGCUGUCGUCGAUGGACCGUCGACUGCUCGACAAGCUGCAGCGACUGGAACGCGACGGUGUGCUCAACGACACGAUGGUGGUGCUGCUGAGCGACCACGGGAUGCGCUGGGGCCCGAUCAGGAGCGCUCCGAUUCGCGGAUGGUACGAGGAGAGGCUGCCGUUCCUCUACUUCUCGCUGCCGGAGUGGUUCCGCGCCGAGCGGCCGGACGCCUACUCGUCGCUGCGGACGAACCGGCGCCGGCUCACAUCGCCGUUCGACUUGUACGAGACGCUGAGGCAAGUGCUCGUGUUGUCCGGCGGCGGCCUGGCCGAUCCGUCCACCGGUUGUCCCGGCUGUCGCAGCCUCCUCGCCGGUCCCGUGCCCUUCGAGAGAGGCUGCGCCGACGUCGGCGUCUCCUCGCACUGGUGCGCCUGCACCGCCUUCCGCCCGGCCGAUCCUCGCGAUCCUCGCGUUCAACAGGGGGCCCGCGUCUUUCUCCAGCACGUCGACGACCUGCUGCAAACCUCCUCCUAUCGGGACAACAAGGGCAAACGGUUGUGCGCCAAGCUUCGCUUGAAGAAGCUCCAUCGCGUCGAGCGCGUCGUCGACUUUGCCUCCUCGAGCGGCCACCACGUCGCCUACUUUUACACGAUCCAAGUGAGCCCCGGCGACGGCAAGUUCGAGGUGACGGUUCGACGCCACGCCAACGGCACCUACACCGUGUCCGACCACGAGAUCAGCAGGCUCAACACUUAUGCCUCCGCCGCCGAGUGUCUCGAUCGCGGAAUC